CAAACAACUAAUCAUUUUGCAACUUGCCUCUUCACUCUAUUCUCUUCACACUCUGCGUUUCUCACUCUCGUCUUAUGAGACGAUGGCUGGCUCAUCUCUGGCCUAGGGCGACCUUCCCGAGCUUCGCAACGACACAAUCGUCGUCAGCGCUCUCCUCGCGAACCACAUCUUCUGAGGGGCAUGCCAGUCCAACGUCAUCACCGAUGUUCCCACUACUACCCAGACCUUUCUCGACGAUUCGUACAUCUCUGCUGCGCCGCCCUUUUUCAACUUCACCAGCGGCGCUUACAACGGAUUCGUGAAGAAUGAUAACGCUGUGUGCGUUUUGUCCGGAGAGCUG
This is a messenger RNA of Colletotrichum navitas, 340 nucleotides long. RefSeq lists its product as uncharacterized. NCBI's taxonomy places the organism in Eukaryota, Fungi, Ascomycota, Sordariomycetes, Glomerellales, Glomerellaceae. The coding region runs from base 75 to 302 and encodes 75 amino acids. The transcript has a single exon. The record is from RefSeq and is a predicted model, not a curated record.